UAGAUUUUCCAGUUAUAUUAAUUGAAAUACAGGAUGCGCGUCUUGGUUUUUUGUAGUUUCUUCGCAUUUCGUCUUGGCCUUCGUCUGACGUCUUUAACACAGAUUACUUUCUAAUGAACAGUGGGAACGGAACGUAAAUUCUAAACAUUCGACAACUUAAGAUUUCUACAACGUUAAACGAAACGCAAUUGUUUACAAGUGAAGUGUUUGAAAAAGUCCUAUAAGUUCGAUUUCAAAUAAAAUUAUUAGUAAAAGCAUAGAAGAAAGUGAUUUCAAAGCAAUGGACUCAUGCCAUGAAAGAUCUUCAGAAGAUGUAAGGAAAGUAAUUAAAACAGCAAAACUACAUGAAUCUGAGUUGACUGAAGUUACGCAAAUAUUAAGGUUUCCAGAUCCAAGUCAGCAAAAUGAUAACUUAAGACUAAUGCUUUUAGAUGAUAAUUUAUUGAAAGAAAUCGAAGCAGGGAAUCAACUGAUAUUUAAAGGUGACCCAGACGAAAAUGCAGUACUAUGUACAAGUAGCAAAACCUACGAUAUAAAAGAAGCGGAGACCUCAAACAGUCUUUUAUUAGUUCCCGAAUUAUUAUUUGCUGCUUCCACUGGCCUUGAUGAGACAAUCGCGAAUAACUCCAUAGAAGGCGACUCGGAUUCGUCUUUCGAUAAAUCCAAUGCAAGUUUAAAUAAAUCCGCGGAUUCUGAUGAUAGGAAGCCGCCUAGAGAGAUCGUCCAUAAAGAUAUAAGAAGCACAUUUUUCACAUACUACGAGUUGAAGCCUUGUAAACCACGCUUAUCUAAAUUAAUGAAACUUCUCGAAGCCAGCAGGUAUCGUGGACCAGAAUUAGAAUAUGCUGUAGACAAAUCUAAACUCUAUAAUUACGAAGACUUAUCAGACCAAAUCCAAGCAUCUAAAGCUGAAUUAGAUGAGGAAUUGACUAAUAUACAAGCUAUAAAGAUAGACAAUUACUACAGACUGUUGGAAUUCGAUUACGAGUUUAGAGUUUUGUCACACUUGCUUGAUCUGAUCGAAGAAAACUCGUGGCCUUUAGACAAAAUAUCCAAAGAAGCGACGCUGGAGAGUUUAAAGGACCUCGUUCCUAAUAGUAUUUUAGAAGCAAUGUUUGAGUUUUAUACCAACGCAUCGGUGGUAGAAGGUGACACACAGUAUUAUGAAUAUAAACAGGAUAAGGUGUGUCAGUUUUUGGCGCGAGUAUUGCUCAAAAGUGCUGGGAAAUUUAAUUUAACGGAAUUUCUGCAAGCGUGGCGGGAUUCUGUACCUGAAGGAAUGACUACGGACGAAUCUCUGUUAUCUGGCAUAGCUCUAAUAGAUAAAACUACUACGCCUCAAGUAGUGUGGGGUUUCGCGGAGAGCGACUUGCCUGAAGAUAUAAAUCAGCGAUUCAAGGUUCUAUUUCAAACGAAAGCGAAGUGGACGGUUAAUGAAAUUUCACCUUACAUACAAUUAUAUGCGACAGAAAAAUUAAAUGUAAACGCAUUGCUAACAAAAUAUGCACGCGCGUCAACUCAAGAUGGUGUCCGAGUGUUUUCAGCCAAACACAUGAAAUGAUUUGGAAGUUUUUAACAGUUUUAGUAUAAAAUACACUUACUAAUAUGUCUAAGAAUUUGUUUUA
Molecule: messenger RNA, 1625 nt
Organism: Pararge aegeria (speckled wood butterfly)
Lineage: Eukaryota; Metazoa; Arthropoda; Insecta; Lepidoptera; Nymphalidae
Product: sister chromatid cohesion protein DCC1
Exons: 5
Coding region: 281-1561 (426 amino acids)
Biological process (GO): maintenance of mitotic sister chromatid cohesion; mitotic sister chromatid cohesion
Cellular component (GO): chromatin; Ctf18 RFC-like complex; chromosome, centromeric region
Source: RefSeq, a predicted model, not a curated record